AUAAUGGUUGGUGUGUAAAUAAGAUGGUGGUCCAAACGAAGGACAGCACCUAAAAAGUUGUGUAUGAAUCAUUUGUUGCCUUGUUCUUACAACUGCUACAGUUAAAUAAUGGCUCAGUUUAUGAAACAAGCGUUUCAGUUAACACCUAAUCAGGUGUUGUACCAGCAGAAGCGUUUCAGAGGCAAAAUCAAUAUCAGGAAACCGAAAAUAUUUUACAAGAAAGCAGUGGUGAACGAACUUGUGAAGCCCUUUUAUAUAAAUCCCAAUGCUGGAAAGAGAUUGGAUGAAUUAUGUUUGAACAAGCGCAUUGGUAAGACUAAGAGGGAACUUUCACCCUAUGAAAAGAUCAUAUCCAGGGAAGUUCGUAAUUGGCUUGAUAAAUCAAGAAUGGCCGCUUGCUUGCACGUGAACAGUAUGCAUCAAAGAGACAUAUUCGAUGUGCAGGUCCCUCUGUUCAGAGCGAACAUGUAUCUUAAAAGAUACGGUACAAAAAUUGUACUCGAUGCAAUACAAGAUUCACCUUACGAAGGUAUAGCCCCGUUGAUUGGCAAAUACACAUGGUUCGUGUUCAGUCCUGACAUAAACGUAGUUCCCUUACAGAAGAUUAUACGUAGCUGUAAGAAAAUGUACACACUGGGUGGAAUAUUGGAAGGAUACGUUUUAAAACAGGAUGAGUUCCUGAAGUAUGGAGCAAUAGAUCUCACGAGCGCUCAAUUGGGUUUGGUUCAAAUAUUACAAAACGCUGGUGGCGUCAACCUGAAUCAUCAGCUUACACAUCAUCAGUCGACGUUGGUCGCUAGGCUCGAACAGAUUGGUACAAACGAAACAACUUCGACGAACGAGACAGUUUCUAACGAGAACGAAUAAAUCGGUGCCUGUAUUAUUAGCAGAGAAACAACUGUAUCUAUAAUUUAUUAUACGUUCAUAAUGCACACGAA
Molecule: messenger RNA, 938 nt
Organism: Osmia bicornis bicornis
Lineage: Eukaryota; Metazoa; Arthropoda; Insecta; Hymenoptera; Megachilidae
Gene: mRpL10
Product: 39S ribosomal protein L10, mitochondrial
Exons: 3
Coding region: 109-867 (252 amino acids)
Biological process (GO): translation
Cellular component (GO): mitochondrial large ribosomal subunit
Molecular function (GO): structural constituent of ribosome
Source: RefSeq, a predicted model, not a curated record